AUGUCGGGGGCGGACUUAGAGCCGUCGGGCGAGGCAGCGGGCGAGGCGUGGAUACAAGUGGACGACGGAACGAGCCCGCGCGAGAAUCGCAAGAGCGGCCUCGUAUGGGCAGGUAGGUGCCCACUCGUGCUCCGCGCCCACGCGUCUCACAAUCCCGGCCCGGCGCAUGCGCAGCGACAGCGGGGGCGGGGCGCAGCGAGGUCCGCGGGUGUGACGGACGGCACGCAGUGUUUUUUCCCGGCGCGCCUCUCCAAGUACUUCCCCUUCGGCUCGCUGCUCGUCCUCAACUUUGCCUUCGUGUUGGCGUCGUGCGCGGGCGACGCGGCGAGUCGCAAGACGGCGAUCACGGUGGCGCUCAUCUGGUGCCUCCUCGCCUCCACGCUCCUCGCCUUCCUCAAGCGCCUCCCGCCCAACUCGCCGCGGUACGGCGGCGCUAGGGUGUUGCGCACGGCGACGGCGGACUUCGUGCUGAUGUGCGACGCGCACGUGGUGGGGCACGCCGCCAUCUCCGCCGUCGCCUUCACGUCGCUCGGCUUCUUCACCGAGUCCGUCCGCCAGCCGCUCUUCCCAGGCGUGGAGCCGUUGUGGUUCCUGGCGGCGCAGUACGUGCUGCUGCUGUUCGCGUGUCUGCUCACGCUCGUCGUCGUCGACGCCACGCCCGGCCUCACCACCAUCCCCUUCCCCUUCCCCCUCGCGCUCCCCGCCUCCCCGCCGCGCAACCACCUCUGCGCGCAUGCCUGCCCCGGGCACCGCGCCUGCCUGCCUUCGCGCCUACCCGCCUUUCCGCGCUCCACCGACCUCCGCUCGUCUGGCGGCUCCGCGUUGUUCGCCGCCAGUGCCGCCGCUGCUGCCGGCGGAAAGUCGGGCGAGCAGGCGGGAGGCGCGACUCCCCGAAGAACCCCCUCCCGCACGCCCUACUUGCUGCAGCUGGCGCGCGAGGCUGGCGCUCCUGUCGCGCCAAUGACCCCCGAUGCGCUGCUGCCCGCAGAAGCCGCGCAGCCGGGCAGCGGAGAGCGAGUGAAGGAAGCGACAGACGAGGUCGGGAGGAAUGAGGGCGCGGGAAUUGAAGACGAGCAGCGGAGUGUGGGUGCUUUAGGGCCGGAGGCCGGGGAACCAGGGGGUAGACAAGAGAGAGGGGCGGAGGACACAGUUGUGCCUGGCGGAGACAAGUCAGCGGAGGGAGCUGGGGACGUUGGUAGGGGGGGGAUGGCAGAACCAGAGGGCAGUGCGGAAAAGCAAGAAGCGGAGCGGAACGAGCAGGAUGUGCGGGGCGGCAGCGAGGGGAGGGAGAUGGAACGGGCGGGGCGGGCUGAGGCGGAAGCACGGAGAGAUGCGGGCACAGGUGGGGUGGGAACAGAGGCGGAAGCAACAGAGGCGGAAACAGCCGAGGCGGAAGCAACAAAGGCGGAAACAGCCGAGGCGGAAGCAACAGAGGCGGAGGCAGCAGAGGCGGAAGCAGCAGAUGCGGAAGCAGAGGCGGAAGCAGCAGAAGCGGAAACAGUAGAGGUGGAAGCAGCAGAAGCGGAAACAGUAGAGGCAACAAGAGAAGCAACGGCAAAGAGGGACACAGAGGCAGCGGAGAUGACGAAGGAAGUAGAGGCAGGGGCUGGAGUGAGCAGCAGCACGGCGGUUGACGCGUCCACCGCCACUGACGCGUCCACAGCCACUGGCGCCUCGCCUGCGUGUGCCGCCCUGCCUUCCUCUGCCAGCCCUGUCCGGGUCUCCACAGCCCCUGCUGCUGCCUCCGUCGCUGCUGCGCCGGCACGGGCUGCCAAGGCGCCUGUCGCUGCUGGCAGCCGAGCGGGCAGCAGCGGCGGCGGCGGCGGUGCAGCGAAGGCAGGAGGCGGAGGCGCGUGGGCGAAAGCGAGCGGAAGGCGGGAAUUGUGGGGCAGCGCGACUGCGAAGGCGGGCGCAGGGGGAGCAGCGGAGCCGGGGAAAAGGAGCAGCAAGUCGGGGGGCGAGAGGGGCGCCAGGGGCGGAGGUACUGGCGGGCGCACGUCGGUGGGGAGGCGGGAGAGGAGGGGCGCAGAUGAGGGGGAGGGCGAGGGGGGAGAUUCGCGUGCAGCGGUGGGGAAGGAGGGGUGCAUUGGCGAGAUCAAGGCGGAGCAGCACGGCGUGGCGGCGGAGGAAGAGCGCGCGCGAGAGGAGGCGGCAGAUGAGGGCUGCAGCCCGGGGGAGGGAGAGCGAGUGGCAACGGCGGAGGGGCUAGAGGGGGAAGAGGCGGAGGAGGGGGCAGCAGGUAGGGAGGAGGCGGAGGAGGGGGCAGCAGGGGGGAAGGAGGUGGCGCACGAGGGGGAAAAGGGUGAAGAGGCGGAAGAGGGGGCAGGAAGAGGGGAAGGGACUGAGGAGGAGGGGCAGGAAGUGCGGGAGGAGAUGACGCGGCGGCUGGUGGUGGCGCGCUUCCACAGCCUCGUCAGCCACGUCAAGGCCGCCGCCGCUGCCCUCCUGCACGCCCUCGCCGCGGAGGGGCGCGCCUCACCCCCCAGCACGGGCAGUCCGCCAGAGAGUGGCGCAGGGGAGAGCGGAGGAGGGGAGCGGGGGAGGGCGGAGGCGGAGUACGAGGGGGCGGUGCAGCAGGUGGGGCGCAUGGUGGGCGCCAUGGCGGGCAUGGGCCUGCACGACCACGUGACUGCAUGGCUAGCAUGUGAUGCACACCUCCCCGCCCUCCUCUCCGCCACCCGCCCCAUCCCUGCCUCGCCCUCGCCCUCGCACUCUCCUGCCCUCCCGUCCCCCCACCCCUCCCCCGCCUGCUCCCCCUAUUUCGCGUCCCCAUCAUCCGCCAGUCACUUCCCGCCGCCCCUGGCCGCGUUCAUUCCCCCCGUGCUGCUCCCCGCCCUGCGCCUCCUCCCCUCCCUUCCCCCCGCCUCCCCCACUCGCCUCCUCUUCCUCCGCCUCUGGCUUCCCCCCCUCGCCUGUGUCCCCCCGACCCCUGCUGUGCGCGCAGCACUGGGGGAAGUGGUGGAGGCGAUGGGGGAGGGGGAGAGGGCGGAGGUGGAAAAGAUGGUGGGUCAAGUGAUGAGAGCGUGGGGGGAUGGCGGAGAGCAGACAGUAGUGAGUGGGGAAGUGGGAAAGGCGAGAGCUUGCGGUGGUUGCAAGGAGGCACUGCACUCUCACCUUGACCAUUCCGCCCCGCCUCACUCCACCGCAUGGGACUUGCACCUGGACCCCCCUGGCCAAGACACCAACACACAACACAACGCCCCCCUCCUCCCACCCUGGUCCGACCCCCAUUGCCCGUAUGCUGCUCUUCCCCUGUCCCCCCGAACAUCCCAGCGCAUUAGCCGCAGUGCCACGCGGUGUGUACGAGCACAUGCACCAGCCCUUGAGGCCGUGGGGUGGGGGCUGCCUGCCACCACUGCAUGCUUGCCCACUCACUCCCACCCUGCAGCCCCGCCUUGCCCGCCUCCGCACACAGGCUUCCACCCCCUCUCCCCAGCUGCUGCCUGCCAUGCUAGCAGGCGCUGUGGGUGGUGA
Closterium sp. Naga37s-1 is the source of this 3474-nucleotide messenger RNA. The record is from the annotation of a GenBank genome assembly. Lineage: Eukaryota; Viridiplantae; Streptophyta; Zygnematophyceae; Desmidiales; Closteriaceae.